Naegleria lovaniensis is the source of this 717-nucleotide messenger RNA. RefSeq lists its product as uncharacterized. Bases 1 to 717 code for a protein of 238 amino acids. The record is from RefSeq and is a predicted model, not a curated record. Gene Ontology annotation, molecular function: protein binding. The transcript has 3 exons. Lineage: Eukaryota; Heterolobosea; Eutetramitea; Acrasida; Naegleriidae.
AUGUUGCCAAAGAAACGAUUCUUCUUUUCAUCAACAACACGUUCACAACAUCCUCUUUCACAUCACACAUUGAUGUUCAGUACUCUAUUCACAACAUUUCUCAUUAUUUUUCUAUCAACAUCAACACAAGCUCAAGUUUCUACAAGUACUUGUUCGGGUUCGUGUAUGGCCGUGUCUGACGUGCUAGCAAAUAGUGCCAUCAAAUCGGGACUCACCAUGUGUCAAAAUUAUUUACCAAAAUCUCAAUAUGUUUGCAUUACCCGAAACUAUACAUCGGAUGACCUUGCACUACAAAAUAACUUUCUCAAAAAUUCUAAAUUUCUUCCCGAUGAUGCAAGUUGUAUCUCAUCAUGGAAAUCAUUUGCUUGCAUGAGAGUAUUUGCUUCGUGCUAUCCAACGAACAAGACUGUUUUGCCUGUGUGUUAUUCCGAUUGUUUGACAUAUACUGAAAACUGUUGGAAUAGAGAUAGAGGCUACAAUCCGUUCAACUGGUUUUAUCAAGGCGUAUUCUUUUUGAAUCCUGAUCUAGAUUUAAAGUUCAAAUAUUUCUGUGCUAAAAAUUCAGCUGGACUGCUUGGACAAAGUGGCGAUGUGAUCGACUAUAACGCUAGUCCAAAUCCGUACUGUACAACAUCCACGGGAGCUUCAUUAGUGACACUGAUGAACAGCAGUGUCACACUUAUUAUGGCAUUCAUUAUUCUUGCCUUAACUAUUUAA